Messenger RNA from Hyaena hyaena (striped hyena), 4972 nucleotides. RefSeq names its product ATP binding cassette subfamily C member 6 (gene ABCC6). Bases 39 to 4553 code for a protein of 1504 amino acids. The transcript has 31 exons. NCBI's taxonomy places the organism in Eukaryota, Metazoa, Chordata, Mammalia, Carnivora, Hyaenidae. Gene Ontology annotation, cellular component: membrane. Gene Ontology annotation, biological process: transmembrane transport. Gene Ontology annotation, molecular function: ATP binding; ABC-type transporter activity; ATP hydrolysis activity. The record is from RefSeq and is a predicted model, not a curated record.
CGCGGGGCGGACAGACGGACAGGCACGGGCGGCGCACGAUGGCCUCGUCUGCAGAGCCCUGUGUGGGACAGGGGGUCUGGAACUGGACAGAGCCGGAGCCCAUUGGCACCCACCUACUGAACGUGUGCUUCCUGAAAACGGCAGGGAUCUGGGUACCCCCGAUGUACCUCUGGGUCCUUGGCCCCAUCUACCUCCUCUACAUCCAUCGCCAUAGCAACGGCUACCUCCGGAUGUCCCUGCUCUUCAAGGCCAAACUGGCACUCGGGCUCGCCCUCAUCAUCCUGUGCACCGCCAGCGUGUCUGUGGCUCUCUGGAGAACCCGGCGCGGAACGCCCCAGGCCCCGGAAUUCCUCAUUCAUCCCACCGUGUGGCUGGCCACCACGAGCUUUGCCAUGUUCCUGGUCCACACGGAGAGGAAGAAGGGGGUCCGGGCAUCGGGGCUGCUGUUUGGAUACUGGCUGCUCUGCUUUCUCCUGCCGGCGACCAGUGCUGCCCAGCUGGCCUCACAAGGGGGCUUCCAGAGUGACCCCUUCCACCACCUGUCGACCUACCUGUGCUUGUCCCUGGUGCUGGUACAGGUGGUGCUGUCCUGCCUCGUCGAUCAACCCCCCUUCUUCCCUAAAGACCCUCCGCAGUCGAAUCCAUGUCCGGAGGCUGGAGCUUCCUUCCCCUCCAAGGCCAUGUUCUGGUGGAUUUCUGGGCUGGUCUGGAGGGGCUACAGGAGGCCUUUGGAGCCAAAAGACCUCUGGUCACUCGGGCGAGAAAACUCCUCAGAAGCACUUGUUUCCCAGCUCGAGAGGGAAUGGACGAGGAACCGCAGUGCGGCCCAGCGGCACGCCAAGGCGAGAGCAGCUAAAAAGAAAGACAGGUGUGGCGGGGAGGCCCCGGAGGUGGAGGUCCUCCUGCAGCCAGAAGGGAGCCAGAGGGGCCUGCUGCUGAGGGCCAUGUGGCAGAUGUUCCGUUCCUCCUUCCUCCUGGGGACCCUCUGCAUCAUCAUCUCUGAUGUCUUCAGGUUUGCUGUCCCCAAACUCCUCAGCCUCUUCCUAGAGUUUAUUGGGAAUCCCACGACCCCGGCCUGGAAGGGGUAUCUCCUCGCGGUGCUGAUGUUCCUCUCUGCCUUCCUGCAAACAGUAUGGGAGCAGCAGUACAUGUACAGACUCAAGGUGCUGCAGAUGAGGCUGCGAACGGCCAUCACUGGCCUGGUGUACAGGAAGGUCCUGGUCCUGUCCAGCGCCUCCAGAAAAGCCAGCGCAGUGGGCGACGUGGUCAACCUGGUGUCCGUGGAUGUGCAGCGGCUGACCGAGAGCAUCAUCUACCUCAACGGGCUGUGGCUGCCAGCCAUCUGGAUCGCCGUCUGCUUUGUCUACCUCUGGCAGCUUCUAGGACCCUCUGCCCUCACUGCCAUCGCUGUCUUCUUGAGCCUCCUCCCUCUGAAUUUCUUCAUCACCAAGAAGAGGAAACAGCAUCAGGAAGAGCACAUGAGGCAGAAAGACUCUAGGGCACGGCUCACCAGCUGCAUCAUCAGGAAUGUGAAGAUGGUCAAGUCCCACGGCUGGGAGGAAGCCUUUCUAGAAAGAGUGCUGCACAUCCGGGGCCGGGAGCUGGGCGCCCUGAGGACCUCCAGCCUCCUCUUCUCUGUGUCUCUCGUGUCCUUCCGAGUGUCCACGUUUCUGGUCGCGCUGGUGGUGUUUGCCAUCCAUACGCUGGUAGCCGAGGAGAAUGCCAUGGAUGCCGAGAAAGCGUUUGUGACUCUCGUGGUUCUCAAUAUCCUCAACAAGGCUCAGGGCUUCCUGCCCUUCUCCAUCGACUCUGUGGUCCGGGCCCGUGUGUCCCUGGACCGUCUGGCCGCCUUCCUCUGCUUGGAAGAAGUUGACCCUGGGGCUGUGGACUCGAGUCCCUCCAGAUGCUCUGCUGGGGACACCUGCAUCAGCGUGCACGACGGCACCUUCGCCUGGUCCCGAGGAGGCAGCCCCUGCCUGCACAGGAUAAACCUCACUGUGCCCCAGGGGCGACUGCUGGCCGUGGUGGGUGCGGUGGGGGCAGGGAAGUCCUCUCUGCUCUCCGCCCUCCUCGGGGAGCUGUCAAAGGUGGAGGGAUCCGUGACCAUCAAGGGCUCCGUGGCUUACGUGCCCCAGGAGGCCUGGGUCCAGAACACGUCCGUGGCAGAGAACGUGUGCUUCAGGCAGGAGCUGGACCCCGUGUGGCUGGAGAUGGUCCUGCAGGCCUGUGCCCUGUGGCCGGACGUGUGCAGCUUCCCCGCAGGGGUCCACACCAAAACCGGGGAGCAGGGCAUGAAUCUCUCCGGGGGCCAGAAACAGCGGCUAAGCCUGGCCCGCGCAGUGUACAGGAAGGCCGCUGUGUAUCUGCUGGAUGACCCCCUGGCGGCCCUGGACGCCCACGUCGGCCAGCAGGUCUUCAACCAGGUCAUCGGGCCCGGCGGGCUGCUCCGGGAAACAACACGGAUUCUCGUGACCCACGCGCUGCACAUCCUGCCCCAGGCUGACUGGAUCGUGGUGCUGGAAGACGGAGCCAUUGCAGAGAUGGGUUCCUUCCAGGAGCUUCUACACAGAAAGGGGGCCCUGGUGGGCCUUCUGGAUGCAGCCAGAAGGCCAGGAGAUAGAGGAGAUGGAGAAACAGAACUCACGACUGAUACCAAGGACCCCAGAGGCCCCUCCAGAAGCGGGAGGCCCGCGGGUGGACCUGAGAGGCCCAUGAUGUUGGUCUCUGAGAAGGACAGCGUCCCUUCAAAGGCCCAGCCAGGAGCUCCCCUGGAUGACCCUGCAUGGGCAGGAUGGUCAACAGGAGAGGAUGGCGUCCAGCACGGCAGGGUGAAGGCCAGCAUGCACCUGACCUACCUACGGGCCAUAGGUGCCCCACUGUGCCUCUACGCAUUCUUCCUCUUCCUCUGCCAGCAAGUGGCCUCCUUCUGCCGCAACUACUGGCUGAGCCUGUGGGCAGACGACCCCACUGUGGACGGGCGACAGACGCAGGCGGCUCUGCGGGGCUGGGUCUUCGGGCUCCUGGGCUGCCUCCAAGCCAUUGGGCUGUUUGCCUCCAUGGCCAUGGUGCUGCUAGCAGGAAUCCGGGCAUCCAGCCUGCUUUUCCGGAGGCUCCUGUGGGAUGUGGCACGGUGUCCCGUUGGCUUCUUUGAGCGGACACCCAUUGGGAACUUGCUGAAUCGCUUCUCCAAGGAGACGGACACAGUAGAUGUGGACAUCCCAGACAAACUCCGGUCCUUGCUGAUUUAUGCCUUUGAACUCCUGGAGGUCAUUCUGGUGGUGACGGUGGCCACCCCGCUGGCCGUUGUCGCCAUCGUGCCGCUGCUGGUCCUCUAUGCUGGGUUUCAGAGCCUGUACGUGGCCAGCUUAUGCCAGCUCAGACGCCUCGAGUCCGCCAGGCACUCGUCCGUGUGCUCCCAGAUGGCCGAGACGUUCCAGGGCAUCACGGUGGUCAGAGCCUUCCGGGCCCAAUGCCCCUUUGUGGCUCAGAAUGACAUGCACGUGGAUGAAACCCAGAGAGUCAGUUUCCCAAGCCUGGUGGCUGACAGGUGGCUGGCUACGAACCUGGAGCUCCUGGGGAACGUGCUGGUGUUGGCGGCCGCCACGUGUGCUGUGCUGAGCAAGGCCCACCUGAGCGCCGGCCUUGUGGGCUUCUCUGUUUCCGCCGCCCUCCAGGUGACCCAGACACUGCAGUGGGCCGUUCGCAGCUGGACAGACCUGGAGAGCAGCAUCGUGUCGGUAGAGCGGAUGAAGGACUAUGUCAAGACGCCCAAGGAGGCCCCCUGGCGGCUACCCACCUGUGCAGAUCUGUCCCCCUGGCCUCAAGGGGGGCAGAUCGAGUUCCGGAACUUUGGGCUGAGAUACGGACCUGAGCUCCCACUGGCCGUUCGGGGUGUGUCCUUCAAGAUCCAUGCCGGAGAGAAGGUGGGCAUCAUAGGCAGGACGGGGGCCGGGAAGUCCUCCCUGGCCGGUGGCCUCCUGCGGCUCCUGGAGGCGGCCGAGGGUGGGAUUUGGAUCGACGGGGUCCCCGUCACCCACGUGGGGCUGCACACGCUGCGGUCCCGGAUCACGGUCAUCCCCCAGGACCCCACCCUGUUCCCCGGCUCCCUUCGGAUGAACCUCGACAUGCUGCAGGAGCACACGGACCAAGCCAUCUGGGAAGCCUUGGAGACGGUGCAGCUCAGAGCCUUGGUGGCCGGCCUGCCGGGCCAGCUGCAGCAGGAGUGCACAGGCCCCGGGUACAGCCUGAGCGUGGGCCAGAAGCAGCUCCUGUGUUUGGCGCGUGCCCUUCUCCGGAAAACCCAGAUCCUCAUCCUGGAUGAGGCCACCGCCGCCGUGGACCCGGGGACGGAGCUCCAGAUGCAGGCCGCCCUCAGGAGCUGGUUUGCCCAGUGCACCGUGCUGGUCAUUGCCCACCGCCUGCAGUCUGUGAUGGACUGCUCCAGGGUGCUGGUCAUGGACAAGGGCCAGGUGGCAGAGAGUGGCAGCCCGGCCCAGCUGCUGGCCCAGAAGGGCCUGUUUUACAGGCUGGCACAGGAGUCAGGCCUAGUCUGAGCCCUCCACCCUCGCCUCACCAACCGCAAGAGCCUGCUGUGCCCUGGAGGUGCAAGUGACAUCAGUGGCCCCUCCGUGUUGGAUCCAGACCCCUCCAAUCUCUGGGAGGAAAACGGCAGAGAAAGUGGCCGCUCAUCAUAGACCCAGGAGGACACGGCAACACCCAGGUUGGCCUGAUGAGGGCCCAUCCAGCCCUGUCCACCCUGGAGCUCAAGUCAAAGGCGGCUCCCCGUGCUGGCUGCCCACUGGCCUCACCUGAGGACCUCAAAACCUGCACGUGCCCGGGCUCGGCCACAGACCAGACAUCAGCAUCCCUGGGGCUGGAGGGCUGGGACAGUGUGUGUGUGCCUUUUACAAGCCACCCCCCUAAUUUCGAGAUAGUUGUAGAGUGACGAGCAAUUACAAGAAUCCAGAAAGUU